Molecule: messenger RNA, 1169 nt
Organism: Paecilomyces variotii
Lineage: Eukaryota; Fungi; Ascomycota; Eurotiomycetes; Eurotiales; Thermoascaceae
Product: adenylylsulfate kinase
Exons: 2
Coding region: 295-924 (209 amino acids)
Biological process (GO): sulfate assimilation
Molecular function (GO): ATP binding; adenylylsulfate kinase activity
Source: RefSeq, a predicted model, not a curated record
UAUUAUAUUAAAAAUACUCCGUAGUACUUCCAAAUUCAAUCUGUUCUUUAACCUGCCCCUCCGCUCCGCCUCCCGCCCGCGCGGCUUUUUCUCCAUAUUUUCUAAGUGCCGCUUCGUACUUACUUAGAACUUCCUCCCCCCCACUUGGUCAACCAACUUCUUUCCCUUGAGCCUCUUUCUUUUCCUACUUUCGUUCUUUUUUCCAGAUCAAUUAUUCCGCGUUGGGGAACUUUUCUGAGAUACCCUAUAUAACCCUUUGCUUUUCGGGAGUGAUUCUUCUUUUGUGUGGAAAAUAUGGCGACCAACAUCACCUACCACGCCGCAGCCGUCACCCGUCCUGAGCGCUGUGCGCUCCGUAAGCAGCGCGGUCUGACCAUCUGGCUGACCGGUCUGUCUGCAUCCGGCAAGUCGACUAUCGCCGUCGAGCUCGAGCACCAGCUGCUGCAGCGUGGUGUCGGCGCGUACCGUCUGGAUGGCGACAACAUCCGAUUCGGCCUGAACAAGGACCUGGGUUUCAGCGAGAAGGACCGCAACGAGAACAUCCGUCGUAUCGCUGAGGUCGCGAAGUUGUUCGCUGAUAGUGCGACUGUCGCUAUUACUUCGUUCAUCUCCCCGUACCGAGCGGACCGUGACACUGCGCGUCAGCUGCAUGAGGUCCCUACUCCCGGUGAGGAGACGGGACUGCCUUUCGUUGAGGUCUACGUUGAUGUUCCUGUCGAAGUCGCUGAGAAGCGCGACCCCAAGGGUCUGUACAAGAAGGCUCGCGAGGGUAUCAUUAAGGAGUUCACCGGUAUCAGUGCCCCGUAUGAGGCGCCGCUGAAGCCCGAGGUUCACAUCGUCAACAACGACAUCUCGGUACAGCAGGCCGUGAAGCAGAUCAUCGAUUACCUUGAAGAGAAGGACUAUCUGCCCAAGCAGCAGUAAAUCUCUGGCUUAAACAGACGGACGUGACUUGCUUUGUGUUGUCAUUGUUGAGGAUAGCGAGGACUUGCAUAGGAAUGGGCCCAGGCUGCGGAUAUAGAAUAGCGCCCCAUUGCACAUAGAGCACCUCUCGAAUCCUCAGUAUAUACCUUGUUUAGAGCGACGACAUGCUAAAUGAUGAAACGUCUGAAGGGACAACGUCGAUCGACUUGACCAUUGCAGACACAACAGAGUAUUUUAUUGGAAAC